Messenger RNA from Cannabis sativa, 2312 nucleotides. Its product is annotated as transcription factor MYB120. The transcript is spliced from 3 exons. Bases 702 to 2132 code for a protein of 476 amino acids. Lineage: Eukaryota; Viridiplantae; Streptophyta; Magnoliopsida; Rosales; Cannabaceae. The record is from RefSeq and is a predicted model, not a curated record.
GGACAAUUCAUUUAUCCUAAAAAAAAAAACAAAAGCGUUUAAAAUGGUAAGCCAUUAGGCUUUGAGAAUUACUCGGAAACAUAGCAUUUUCACACCUCUUAAACCAUCCCACUCUUCCUUACCAUUUUCCCUUGCGGGUCCCUUUCUUCUCAGAGGCCCCCCAAUAUUUUUACCUUCCAAUCACCACCACCAUUUUGCAGCUUUCUUGCUUCUUCUUCUUCUUCUAACCGGCCAGCCACCGUCCCUCCUUCUUCCCCCCUCUUUCUCUCUUAUCAUCAAUCUCUGAAAUUUGUUGACUAUUUAUUUCUCUUUUGAUUCUAUUUUUCUUUGGAAGCACAUUUUAUAAAAUCAUUCUAAAUUAAAGAAAGAUACCCAAUAAAGAACUCAACGAAAAUGUAUCGGAACGAGUGAAAUAAAAAGAAUUAUAGCGAGAAAAAGACAGAGAUGGAGAUCGAGAUUGGGAGAGGGGGGAGAGAAAUAGGUGAGUUAAGUAUGUAAAAGGAAAAUACACACAAAAAUAUCACCGGGGCUUACCAAGACCAGUGAGCCUUAAAGGGAUAUUUUAGAAGAAGAAGAGGAAGAAGAAUAGUGUGAAGCGUGUGAGACAUAGAUAAUAAAAAGAUUAGGCAAGUUUUGGGAUUUGGGUAUCGAUUAUUUGUCGGGUUUCUCUUUUUUUUUUUUUCUGGUAUUUCUUUCUUGUAAUGACCCCUUACAACAACGGCAGUGCACAGAGCGAAGGUGGGUCAUCAGGUUCAAGCGGAGGAAAGUGUGUGAGUGGGCCAGACGGGGCCAUUUUGAAGAAAGGACCAUGGACAGCGGCGGAGGAUCAUGUUCUAAUGGAGUAUGUAAAGAAACACGGCGAAGGGAACUGGAAUUCAGUUCAGAAGUAUUCUGGGCUCAAUCGUUGUGGCAAGAGUUGUCGUCUCAGGUGGGCCAACCAUCUUCGACCAAACUUGAAGAAGGGUUCCUUUACCCCUGAGGAGGAGAGACUCAUUCUUGAACUUCACGCCAAGUAUGGCAACAAAUGGGCUCGCAUGGCCGCCCAAUUGCCUGGACGAACGGACAACGAAAUCAAGAACUAUUGGAACACAAGGGUGAAGAGGCGCAAACGACAAGGGUUACCUCUAUAUCCACACGACAUUCAACACCUCUCUCCAACGAGCUCACUCACCCCAAUAAUCCAAUCUCCAACGACACCAACGACACCAUCGUUUCCCUUCCAGAGCCAAGGCCAUGUCCCAUUCUCGCCCACUCCGCCAUCCCAUUCUCCUAUGUCUUCUCCAAUCCAACCUUUCCCUAGUUUGACCUCUCCUUCCUCUUUUGAACACAACAACUCUUCUUUCACCUUCUCAAACCCUUCAUCCUUCACUUUCCAAAGACCUGUUCCCGUUCUCGGUGCCCCUGUUCGUUUCAAGUCGUUUCGCGACUCAAAUGGGUUUUCUCUCCAAACCCAACAACAAAGUCCUUGUCCACCUUCUCUUGACCAGUACACGCCGAACCAGUUGAGCGAUUCUGGUUGUUUUCAGUUUCCGUUGAAUUUUGACCCAACUUUACCUCAAAAUAUUGGAACCCAUUUCGAUUCUGAGCUUAUGAAUUCCUCUGGUUCAAUCCGCUCGGUGAAGUCGGAGCUCCCUUCAAGCCAAUUUACCCAAAUUCAUUCGGAAAUUACGUGUAAUAAUAAUAACAGCAACAGCAACAGCAACAAUAACAAUACUAAUAAUAAUAUUAAUAAUUGUAACUCCAAGGUUGUAAGCUCAGCAACAACCCAGAGAAAUGGUGGGUUGCUGGAGGACCUUUUAGAGAAUCUGUUGGAGGAAGCCCAGAGGUCUGUUGAGAGCUCUUCAGAAACAAUGCCAAAGCAAGAGUCUAAAGGUCAGGUCAACUGCUUGCCAGAAGACUUAUCAAAGCUGUUAAAUUUCGUGCCUGCUAAUCUUCAGGCUCCAGAAUGGUAUUGUGAUAACAGUGAAAACUCCAGUGGUCAAUGUUUAGGUGUUACAGAUCAUAAUCUUUGUCUCGACAUGCAGCAUUUAGCUUCACUAUUCCCUAUCGCCUCUGCAGCUGACUGUGGGCAAAACCCUGCCUCUUGGGACAACUUGCCUGACAUUUGCAAAGGGUGGUUUAAAAAUACUUGAAUGAUGAGAAUUAUGAAACCUAUUAUUAUUAUUUAACGAAUAAAAUAAAAUUAUUUUAAAUGGUAAUUAAUAAAGCUCUACACUAUAAUUUGUUUGGUCCAAAUCUUUUAAAUGUUGAAGCCAUAUGGCCAAACUAUACUUAAUAAAAUAACAGUAUGAUCAUUUCUUUUAUCAAUAAAA